UGGGGCUUCUUUUGGGCAAGUGAAACCAGAUGGGGCUGGUGGGGGAGGCAGGAUGGAAUAGGGAGGGCGGGAUGCAGCAAGGAUAGGGGCCGGGCCAGAGAGGGGCUGCGGGCUCCUCCCUCCGUCACCAGGGCUGAGCCCGGGCGCUGCCUGCCCCAGUCCCCCGGUGGAGGCCUCGCACCACCCAGCCACACCCGACCUUUUCCGGCAGUCUCGGCCUCCGCCCAUCCUCCCGAGCAGGACCCCUGGAGCGGCACCUGGGCCCGGGUUCCAACCGAGGCCCGCGGCGGUAAGGCUUUGCCCGUGAAGAUGAACUGGAUGGCUGCGACAUGCUGGGCUUUGCUGCUGACCGCGGCCUUCCUCUGUGACAGCAGCACAGCCAAGGGUGGGCGUGGAGGGGCCAGGGGCAGUGCCCGCGGAGGGCUGCGCGGUAGUGCACGUGGGUCCUCAAGGGUGCGGGUGAGGCCUGCACCUCGCUACAGCGCUGCAGGCUCAUCCCUGCGCGUGGCAGCUGCAGGAGCAGCCGCAGGGGCGGCCGCAGGGGCUGCCGCUGGUGUGGUGGCAGGCUCCGGCUGGAGAAGGGCCACAGGGCUAGGUGAACACAGCCUGGAGGACGAGGACGGAGUGUCCGGUGGCAACGGGACUGGCAGGGGCGUCUACAGCUACUGGACCUGGACUUCAGGCGUUGGUCCCAAGCAGGCCACGCCCCUCUGUCUGCUGCUAGGAAGCGCCCUUGGCACCCUGGAGCUGCAGUGGCCCUAGGCCCGGCUGGGCUAGGGGUCAGACCCAGCCCCUAGCCUGCACCAUCCCUGCAGGCCCCUCAGGUCCACCCAUCCCACAGCUCGGAGUGCCCCUUCUGCUGCCCAUCGUCCUCGAGCCUUGAGGGCUACCUGGGUGAUUCCCACCAGAGGGGGCAGCAGCUGCAGCCUCUCCUACCUGUGGACAUGCUGUCUACCCUUCCCUGCUCAGCUUGUCUCUACCUGUCCAUCUCUCACCCUACAAGGGGACCAAGGCCCCCCACCCAGAGGCAGGCAGCCUGUGGCUGUGCACUGUGCAGAUUGCCCUCUACUCCCCAGCACCACCCACAGGGAGGUACCAAGACCAAGUAUUUGGGCCACUUAUGCCCACUGCCUGCACUGGACAUUAUAGUGUGGACGGGACGAUGCUGACCAACAGGCAGAGGCCACCCUCAGAUGGGCCCGGUUCUGCCAUUGAGGACUCAUACCCAAGGGCCUCCCACAGAAGCAGCUGGAAUGGACCAAAGGAUCUCAGGAUUUGAAGAAGAGAACACUCAGGCUACAAUGUGAGAAAUGUCAGGUACUAACCACCUACCCAGCGCAGGUCCUGAGGAUUUUACAGCCCAGGAAUGUUCCACGAAGGAAAGCCAUCCAUCCCAGGAAUGCCUAACAUGGUUCUCAUGGCUCCUGGAACAUGUCCUGUGAGGCCAAGGCAGCAUCCCCCUCUUCUUGGCAGAUUCCCCAGAAGACCUUCUGCCAGGGAAAGGUCUCCUUAGAGCCACUUGGUUUUAAGAUCACUGGACUCCUAGGACUGGGGCGGGGGGUGGGGGGGAGCCAUCCAAGAGCAUUCCAUUCCUUUGAAAUUUAGGUGCACAUUUGAGGAGAGCAACUGCCAAUUGCCACUAGAAAGCCCUCACUGUGCACAGGCCAAGCUACAAGGUUCCCGCCUUUCUGAUGGGCAGCAGCAUCUCCCGGUGGUCAGAUGUUACCUUGGAAACCACUAGACCUGGCUGAAGUAGAGGGGCCUAAGUGAGGGUGUGGUACUAGUGACAGCUGAUGUUCUACUCAACAAAUUGAGUAAGAGGCAACAGUUCAUCAGACCCAUGGCUACCUGUGGUCGUAAAGGCUGACUGCGCAGGGAGGACCAGCCCCCAGUAAGUACAGCCAGGUGCCUAUGUCCCUCCAAGAUGACCUAGUACAGUCUGGCCACUCAGGGAUAUCCUGAGCUGCCACCCAGAGCAGCCUCAAGGAGACACUAGGCAGUCCUAAAAAUGAUUUGCCUUUAGUUCCCACACACCUAGUGCAUAGACUGGCCCCUUCUUUCUCCAGGGCUCACCAACAAAGUGCUUGUGAACCCAGCUCAGGGGGAUGCUGGAUCUGCCAAGUUCUCUAGCUCUGGUCAUACAACCAACUACCCAGGCUGGAUUGAUUUUUCACUUUUUUGGUACCAGGGUACAAACUUGGGACCCUAUGCUUUUGAGCCAGGUGGUGGCACCACUGAGCUAAAUCCCCAGCCCUGGAUUGACUCUUCCAGGCCUCUGGUGCCCCUCAAUGCUCUUUUGAGACCCUCGUCUGCAGCUGGACUGCCCUGGGACCCAUCCCCAUCCCCAUCCCCAUCCCCUGGGCCAAGGGACAUAAGGGUUCAACCAGUGGCAUAGUGCUGAGACCAGCACCUUCCCUGCUGCCACAUGGCCAUGGGUUAGCCUACUGAUUAGGGUGCAGGCUUCAAGGCUAUUGGAAAAACUCUGGGCCAAGCUUUUAGGUUGAGGAGAGCAGUAAGUCAAAAGACAGGGCUCCCUGCAGCCUUUUGUCCACACUGCCAUUGCUCUCAGGGCACAACCAGCCUUGAUGCUCUUCUGUCCUGUCAAGACCAAGCUCGAUGUCACCAAGACGACCAACAUGCCAAGGUCUAGCCUGCCUAGAGGCCUCAAAGGCAGAUGAGCACCUUUUCCAUUGAGUCUCAAAGACCCAUCACAGCCCGUUGGCUUCUCAGAUACCCACCAGGAUGGGCUAUACUAGAUCAGACCCUCACAUAUCACAGAACACCGUGAGCAUCACAAUGUUCCAGAGGCAAUGGAAACAUCUCUCUAUGAUGCUUAUGUUGCACAUGAACCUGACUUCUUGAGUACAUUUAGCAUUUCGCACAGUCACAAAUCUUUGAACAGCCCACCUGCCCAUGAGGGUCAGCAGGAAGCAGAGUGCUGAGGGGCAAUCUCAGGACAUGUGAAUCACACAAGGAAGCUGUCUGAGAAGGCACCAGUGGAAGGCCAGCUGCACACAGCAAAGAGAAGGCUGGCCAGGUGCCGUGGCCCUGGCAGGCACUCAAGUAGCUAUAAAUGGCCAGGCCACCACUGGACAGGUGAGGCUGGAGGUACUGACCAGGUCCAACCCCACCCAGCCCAAGAGCACCUCUUGUCUGCCCAACCUAACCCUCUCUUCUUUCUAGAAGGCAGCUGCAACAGCAACACUUCCUGAAACCUGCAGGUGUUAACGAUGACCAUGAUGCUGGGACAGGCCCUUGGCACCUCCUCUGGUCCCCUCUGAAGCAGAAUGCCAUGCCACUGUCCCAUUGGCUAUGAGGUGCUGCCCACACUGCAACCCUCUGGCUUAUGCACAGCUGAGCUGUGAUCCAGCAGCCUGCCAUGGAGCAGGGACCCUGGAGCACUGAGGGGACAUGCAGUCCCUGGGUUCCACUACUCCCAACCCCUUGUCCAUGUUUGUGUGCACAUUUGAUAGUGAAGUGACUGUAAAAUAAAUCCUCUA
Messenger RNA from Heterocephalus glaber (naked mole-rat), 3500 nucleotides. It is a transcript of the gene Sprn, whose product is annotated as shadow of prion protein. Gene Ontology annotation, cellular component: membrane; nucleus. The record is from RefSeq and is a predicted model, not a curated record. Gene Ontology annotation, molecular function: nucleic acid binding. NCBI's taxonomy places the organism in Eukaryota, Metazoa, Chordata, Mammalia, Rodentia, Bathyergidae. Gene Ontology annotation, biological process: protein import into nucleus.